AUGUGGCCUGUAUACCUGCUGUUUUGCUGGGAGGUUCCGAAAGGUAAGUUUCGUUUUCCUCUGAAACCUCUAGCCAGCGACGUCUCAGCUGAGGUUGAGCUUCAGCACAACGGAGCUGUAUUUCGAAGAACUAUUAACUCUGUGCCAACUGAACUGCGAUUGGUGCUGGUGGGCAGAACAGGGGCAGGGAAAAGUGCCACUGGAAAUAACAUUUUGGGUGCGAAAUGUUUUGAAAGUGAAACUAGCAUGAGCUCAGUGACUAAGCAAUGCCAGAUGGAAUCUAAAAUGGUCCAGGGGCGGCAGCUGGCAGUUAUUGACACACCUGGCUGGUUUGACACGUCCCUCUCAACUGAAGAUGUUCAAGAUGAAGUGAUAAAGUGUUUGGCCAUGUGUGACCCUGGACCCCAUGCAUUUCUGCUUAUCAUAGCGAUCACUCGCUUCACUGAUGAGCAGCAGAAAUGUAUAGAUUUGAUUAAGAAGUUUUUCCAAGAGAACUUCACUGAUCACACACUCAUCAUUUUCACCCAUGCAGAUCUGCUGAAUGGUGAGCCAAUUGAGAGUUUCAUAUCAAGACAGGACAAAAAAAUCCAAGCUCUUGUUGAGCAAUUUGGGAGGCGCUUCUUGGCCUUCAACAAUAAAGACCCAGAAGAUAACCAAAGCCAGGUGGACCAGCUCUUGAAGAAGCUGGAUGAGUUGCUGGCAAAGAACAACUACUGUCACUUUAUCAACAAGGACAUGCAGGCAGUACAUAUGGCAAUAGGCAUAUUGGAACAGAAUAAAAAAGCAGUGAUGGAUCAGGAAAUUAAGAGAGUGAGACAGGAGGUAGCGAAGGAAGCAGAGCAUCGCAGGGAAGAGAUCAAUAAUACCUUGAUGAUAGAAAAACAGGAUAUACAAAGACGCAGCCAGCACAUCCAAGGCAAGAUCAAGCAGAUAAAUGAACUCAUAAGAAAAGAGAGUGAAAGACAGAGAGUGAAUUCCCAAAGACUGCAGCAUCUGCAAGAGUUUCUGGAUGGAGAAAGCAAGAAAUUAACAAACCUGAAGGAGGAGCAGGAGAUGGUGGUAAAGGAAGCUGAAAUACAAAUGGAGGACCUGGACGCAUAUAUUCGAGAAGAAGAGGAGAAGAGAGAGAGAGAAGUGAGGGAAAACAUCCAAAAGGAAGAUGGAAGCAAGUGGUAUAAAAAUCCUUUUUAUUUCAAAAUGCUGAAGUACCUUCUCGUUUUUUUGGGUGGAGCCGGAAUAGGACUUGGGGUGGCACCUCUACUUGGAUUUCUAGCUCCGGCAGCACCUGCAGGACUGACAGCAGAGUUGACUGCCCUGCUAGGGCCGGAGGUCGUAGCCAUCCUGACAGCAGCAGCUGCAAAAGUACCUCCCCUAGUGGCUGUGGCAGUUGCAAGGGCAUCUCCUUUACUGGCCGGCCAGUGCUCUAUUCAGUGACCCUUACACAAUUAAUGUCCAAAGGCUGAAUAAAA
Molecule: messenger RNA, 1469 nt
Organism: Electrophorus electricus (electric eel)
Lineage: Eukaryota; Metazoa; Chordata; Actinopteri; Gymnotiformes; Gymnotidae
Source: RefSeq, a predicted model, not a curated record